CGCUAACGCCUGUCCGUCGCUGGUAUAUAAAUUGCAGGAAACUUCGCUGAGCGGCUGCGCAGGUCGCACGACGGAGUUUUGUCGUUAGCCGUUCGAGGCCCAGCUUGUCUGGAGUGACAUUGCAACGUUGAGCUUCCGCCCAGGAGAUCUGUUUCAUAGGGCGACGAAUGCAUACACGGGCCGCAACGCCACGGCCAGCCGAGUGAAUAGGCCACGCAUAACACAGUGGGUCCCGAUCACAUGGCCUACGAGACCUCCGAGUUUAUGCGUUUGGUGAAUGGCGAGCCUUGACCCGCAGCCACUUCCGGCGACUCAAGCAAAAUUCGUGCUAAAGCAUUCGAAAGCUUCGGCAGUUCUUCACGCAAUUCCUCCACCUAAGUACGCAACUGACGUGCGGACAAACUCAAGACAGCCGCUAUUCAACACACGAUCUAAAACUACAAUGGCGGAAGAGCAAAACGCUCCGGCUCUGUGGUCAUCACGCCCAAAGCGCCAAUUGCGCGAUCAACUCCUCAAGUCUGCUCUCAAGCAGCACGGAAUCCGGUAUCAUGAUCGAGACAGCGAAGAGCGCCUACAAGAACUGGUGAAGCGCGCCGAGCGUGGCCUACGCAAGUAUUCCAACUGCACGUACGAGGAGCUGGUUCAGUUCGUCUGUGACCGGAAGCUCAAGGUAUCUGGCACGCGGCGCGACAGCAGGGAGCGGUUUAGUGAAACACUUGAACGCCGCGACGACGAACUUCUUUUCCCACGCUUCACCCAGCUGCCCACGGAGCUGCAGAGCAACAUCUGCGCGUUCGCUUUGAUCGGUAUAGGAGCCCUCGGAGCUGGACCCGUUCGGCCCCCCAGCUACAACCAUGCAUACGAGAUCCCGCGCUUGGCUCCCGUGAAUGGCGUGUUACGAGCUGAAGUUCUAUCCUUGUACCACCGUAUGAACGUGUUCUAGUUCAACAUUGACGAAGACGACGAAAGCUAUUUCCAAGCGUGGCUUGGCAUGGUCUCACGCAACGCACUGUAGCAUAUC
Messenger RNA from Baudoinia panamericana UAMH 10762, 1021 nucleotides. RefSeq lists its product as uncharacterized. NCBI's taxonomy places the organism in Eukaryota, Fungi, Ascomycota, Dothideomycetes, Mycosphaerellales, Teratosphaeriaceae. Bases 278 to 943 code for a protein of 221 amino acids. The record is from RefSeq and is a predicted model, not a curated record. The transcript has a single exon.